This is a messenger RNA of Corticium candelabrum, 1612 nucleotides long. RefSeq lists its product as uncharacterized. The coding region runs from base 136 to 1479 and encodes 447 amino acids. The record is from RefSeq and is a predicted model, not a curated record. NCBI's taxonomy places the organism in Eukaryota, Metazoa, Porifera, Homoscleromorpha, Homosclerophorida, Plakinidae. The transcript has 6 exons.
ACUGGCUGCCAGAUGCGAUUGCUUCUGCCGGCGCCCGGAUCGUGUGACUGAAUGUCGCCAUUGUGUUGAAGACGAAAGGAGGAGACAACGCAGGAUCUACCGCAUUGGAGAAGACACCGAAGUUGCACAGCAAACAUGAAAACACUCUGCAUCCUUUGCUUUACUCUCGUUUUUCUCGGCUAUUGUCAGGCUGCACAGGAGAGUGAUAAUUUGUUGCCGGCAUGGCAGCAAGGAGACAAGAGUGCAUGGGAGCUGUUCACUUACAAACAGCAGAACGUAACCUGGAUAGAUGGAAGCGAAGUCCUAGCUGCUGAGUGUAAGAAGAAGUCGACACCCCCCAGUCCCGACCACACGUUUUGUCCGUGUGACGCUGUCUCUCGGUUCAUCAAAAUUGACGCAACCAAGUCGUAUGAAUUCAGCAUCUUCGUCAAAUCGACGGACUCGGACAUAGAGAAUUCAUUCGGCUUCUAUGUUUACAACGAAAACCAAGCAAAAAUAGACGGUAACUGGAAAAACUCAAAAUUCAAAAUAAGUGAACACAGACAUAAUAUAUGGACAAGAUGGACAGCUUAUGUUCUGCCUCAUUUCGUCUCUGACAUCAACAAUACCGGCAUGUUUAAUGUACAUUACACCAAUGGGCAAGACUGGAUUUGGCCAAGUACUGCUGAGUAUGUCACUUUGCGAUUUCAAUCAUGUCAUGAGAGCUUUCAUACUGGCAUGGAAGGUGAAAGUGGUGAAGAUGGUCAUGAUCUACUGAGUAUGGAGGGUCCGGAGCGUCCAACUGAGGAUGACUUUGAUAAUCGUAUGGAUGGCGAUCAUGUUAAUAGAACUUGGUAUGCCCGUCCAAGUGUUCAAGAAAUAGGCUAUGUGCAACGUGCAUUGCCUCGACAUGAUGAAAAGGUCAGGACAUUUGACAUUGCUGAUGAACAAGACUGGGUGUCUGUACCAAAUUACAUUGGGAAGGCAUCUGUAAGAGGACAACACACCGCCAUAGCAAUGAACAUGGAGCAAGGGACAAAGUGUUACUAUCCAUGGGGCAUUACAUCUUACGUUCUGAUCGAUCCAAAAAAGAGAUACGAGCUCAGCGUGUGGAUCAUGAGUACAGCAAAUGAUCUCAACAACUUCCUUGGCUUUCAAGUAUUUGACAAAGAAUUCAACAUCCUCGAAGCCAAUUCCAUUGGUGACCAACAUUAUGAAUACCAUCACAAUUUCGGAGUCAUAAAACCAUAUUUCAAAAGAUCCGAGGACGACCCAACCACAUGGAAUCGAUGGAAUGGAUUUAUACUCCCGCAAGAGUCGAAUCCCGAAUGUCCACCUGAUGACGUUCCCCCCUAUUUCAGUAAAGGAGUAGACUGGGUGUGGCCAGACGAUGCCAUGUAUAUUCAAUUGAGAUUUGGCGCUUGCUAUGGUGAUGGAGACAAUAAAGGGAAGACCUACUUUGCUCUUCCUCGACUGAUCGAGUCCGAUCUGCACCCCUAAGACCUGCGAUAUGGUACACUGUACUUCUGUCUCACAGUAACAGUAAAGAUUAGCGCUGCUAGUGUAUGGAGCACGUGUUGUGUGGUCUAGUUUCACUGCAUUCAGAUGAGUUUGUGAGCAAUGCAUAUGAAAA